AGAAAAAAGAGCAAUGGCCAAAUGGGCGUCGUCUUCCGCGUGCGCGCGGCUGACCUUCGUAGGUCUACAGAUGAGGUCGAUCUCUUUCCCUUCGCCGUCGAGAAAGAUGGAUAGUUCCACAGGAUCAUCCCUAUAUAUAUAUUUAUGAAGGGAGAUGAGAGGAUGGGUUCUCCGAGUGGUCUCGAGGAUGGAAACCUUGGCGAGGGAGGGGAAGGAACCAGCGGGGUCGGCCUCUCCUCUCUGAUCUUUCUCGGGACCGGUUGCUCUAACACGGUCCCCAACGCCAGGUGCUUGAUCCAGCCUUCUGAUCCUCCUUGUGCCGUCUGCACCCAGUCCCUCUAUGUGCCCCCCGAGAAGAAUCCUAACUACAGGUGCAACACUUCUCUUUUGAUUGAUUAUUGUCAAGAUGAUGGUGUACACAGAUAUAUUAUUAUUGAUGUUGGAAAGACCUUCAGGGAACAAGUUUUGCGGUGGUUUACUCACCACAAAAUUCCUCAAGUAGAUUCUAUUAUUCUAACUCAUGAACAUGCAGAUGCAAUUUUUGGUCUUGAUGAUGUUCGGAUUGUACAAUCAUUUAUUCCAUUUAGUCCUCCAAAUGAUAUUGAUCCAACACCUAUUUAUGCUACAAAAUUUACAAUGGACAGCAUUGCUAUAAAAUUUCCAUAUUUAAUGAAUAAAAUGUGGAAAGAAGGUCAAGAGGUGACGCCAAUUGCUCAGCUUGACUGGAAAGUAAUUGAAAGUGACCCUGAUAAAACAUUUAUGGCAUCAGGCCUAGAGUUUGUUCCUUUGCCAGUAUUGCAUGGUGAGGACUAUGUUUCUUUAGGUUUCCUUUUUGGGCAACAGUCAAGAGUUGCAUAUAUAUCUGAUGUUUCACGUUUCCCUGAUAGCACUGAGAAUCUUAUUUCUAAAUCUGGAGGACAGCUGGAUCUUCUGAUCAUAGACACUAAUUCACUACACAAGGUAUCGUCUCGUAGUACACAUCUUUGCUUCUCUGAGUCUCUUGAUGCUGUGAAGAGAAUUUGCCCCAAGCAGGCUCUGCUAAUUGGAAUGACACAUGACUAUGAUCAUCACAAGCUUAACGUGUUACUUGCAGAAUGGUCUAUGCGAGAAGGAAUCCCAGUGCAGCUUGCUUAUGAUGGUUUACAAUUGUUCAUUGAUUUGUAAUUAGGUACGAUCCCUGAAUCAUGGAAUCUUUUCUCUUAAACAAUGGUGCAUGUUUAUUUGUCAGGCUUAGCACUAUUUUUACUUUGAGGAUGCAACAUCUCCAAAUGCUGAACCUGCUACUUGCUUGCUCUUUUAAUGAACUGUGGUACAGAAAUG
Molecule: messenger RNA, 1320 nt
Organism: Musa acuminata subsp. malaccensis (wild Malaysian banana)
Lineage: Eukaryota; Viridiplantae; Streptophyta; Magnoliopsida; Zingiberales; Musaceae
Product: putative hydrolase C777.06c
Source: RefSeq, a predicted model, not a curated record